AUGUCGGGCGCUAAUUCUGUGGUGAAUGUAUUCCAAAACUUGUUUUCAAAUCAUGGAUCAACGUUCUUGAAUAUUAUUCUGGUCGUGUCCACCAUUGGUGGCCAGUCGAUUAUUCGGAAACUGACAUUCGCUUGUCCAUGUUCGUUUCCGCUCAAUGUUUACCACUCAUUGGUGUUCAUGUUCGGUCCGGCGAUCGCUUUAUUCAUCAUAGGAAUUGUUCUGAACACAACCACAUGGAAAAUUUUACACGGCACAUGCUUCAGCUACUAUCGUUGUCUUCUUGCACAUAACUAUUGCCCGUUGAACACAUCACAUCACUGCGUGAACAUCACUGUGCUCGAAUACUAUAAAAGUAGCCAGGAAUUUGAACAAAAUGUCUGGCGAAGGGAAGUACUGCCCGCAUUGUAUAUGCAACCUCGAUGGAUUGAUCUGCAUUGUUCCGCAUGUGUGACAAGGUACACCUAUGUUCAACGGCAGUAUGUGGAAACCUAUAAAAAUGAGGAGACCAACAAGUUUGAAUGGCCGACAAAAGAACACGCGGCGACGCUGGCCGAGCGUAACGCACGUGUUGCCGAGAUCAAUAAUCCAAUGUUUGCAAGGCUUCGCCUGAUAGCGGCUGAGAAAACGAAAGACCACAAUGUAUACGCCUCUUCAACUAUGGGU
Messenger RNA from Ostertagia ostertagi, 663 nucleotides. NCBI's taxonomy places the organism in Eukaryota, Metazoa, Nematoda, Chromadorea, Rhabditida, Trichostrongylidae. The record is from the annotation of a GenBank genome assembly.